Messenger RNA from Nyctereutes procyonoides (raccoon dog), 3986 nucleotides. It is a transcript of the gene ZDHHC21, whose product is annotated as zinc finger DHHC-type palmitoyltransferase 21. Lineage: Eukaryota; Metazoa; Chordata; Mammalia; Carnivora; Canidae. Bases 247 to 1044 code for a protein of 265 amino acids. Gene Ontology annotation, cellular component: endoplasmic reticulum; Golgi apparatus. Gene Ontology annotation, biological process: peptidyl-L-cysteine S-palmitoylation; protein targeting to membrane. The record is from RefSeq and is a predicted model, not a curated record. Gene Ontology annotation, molecular function: protein-cysteine S-palmitoyltransferase activity. The transcript is spliced from 9 exons.
GGGGGAAGAGCGGCUGGCGGCCGCGAGAGCAACGGCGGCGAGAGGCGAGCCCGCCGGCGCCGAUUCUCAUGGAGAACUCUCAUUGAGGAGAGAUCCAGUUGUUGGGAUGAAUGAAUUCUUAAAAAAAGAAUGAAUCAAGAUAAAACCUCUAAAUGCAAGUACCAGAAAAAUUACAGCACAUCUUGGUGAAUUUGCAAGUGGAUCGUCAUUCCUUGUGGGUUGGCAGGCAGUUGUGGGACUGCAAAAAUGGGUCUCCGGAUUCACUUUGUUGUUGAUCCACAUGGUUGGUGCUGCAUGGGUUUGAUUGUCUUUGUCUGGUUAUACAAUAUUGUUUUAAUUCCCAAAAUUGUCCUCUUUCCUCACUAUGAAGAAGGACAUAUUCCAGGCAUAUUAAUAAUAAUAUUCUAUGGCAUUGCCAUAUUUUGUCUGGUUGCAUUAGUGAGGGCCUCAUUUACUGAUCCAGGAAGACUCCCUGAGAACCCUAAGAUUCCACAUGGAGAAAGGGAGUUCUGGGAAUUAUGUAACAAAUGUAAUUUGAUGAGACCAAAGCGUUCCCAUCACUGUAGCCGCUGUGGCCACUGUGUUAGGAGAAUGGAUCAUCACUGUCCAUGGAUUAACAAUUGUGUCGGUGAAGAUAAUCAUUGGCUUUUUCUGCAGUUGUGUUUCUACACGGAACUUCUUACUUCUUAUGCACUGAUGUUUUCUUUCUGCCACUAUUAUUACUUUCUUCCAGUAAAAAAGCGUAACUUGGACCUCUUUGUUGUUAGGCAUGAAUUGGCCAUAAUGAGACUAGCUGCCUUUAUGGGCAUCACUAUGUUAGUUGGAAUAACUGGACUUUUUUAUACUCAGCUAAUUGGCAUCAUCACAGAUACAACAUCUAUUGAAAAGAUGUCAAACUGUUGUGAAGAAAUAUCGAGGCCCCGAAAGCCAUGGCAGCAGACCUUCUCAGAAGUUUUUGGCACUCGUUGGAAGAUCCUGUGGUUUAUUCCUUUCAGGCAGAGGCAACCACUGCGAGUUCCCUACCACUUUGCCAAUCACGUCUAAACAGAUGGAUGGUGGGCACAGAUGGGUCCUCCAUGCUGGAAAUGCGUUACAGGUUUUCUGAUAAUAGAACUAUGACAGUCUUCAAGUCAAUUAAAAUCCACCCACCAAUCUUAGGCAUCAUAAUGUGCCCCAGGCUUUAUUUUAAUAGUGAUCUUGAUCCUGUUGUGGGACUAAUACAAGAUCUAUAUUUAAGUUUUAAAGCAUGUUUACUUUCAAAUUAGCUUUCCACAGGGAUUUCUUUAAAUGCUUUUAUUAUUAAACCCAAAAGGCGGUGAUUGAGAUAAAAUAAUUGUACAUAUUUUUUUUUAGUACUGACAGUGUUAUAGAUUUUAAUUUAUGGGAAAUUUCAGAUGUUUAUUUAAAUUUUUCACUCUUAAGCAGUACUAACCAAAUCUGAAUUUAAUUCUUCGGGUUUACAAAAGUUGAUACACCUUAUAUUCUAUGUAAAUUUUCUUUUUCAAAUACAUAAUAGCUUAAAUAGUAAUAAAUACUGCCUUUUACAUGUGCUGCAGGAUUCUUUUAAUACAACAUAGAAUUGAACAACAAAAAACCAAAAACAACCGAAAAAGGGCAGUGUUUUCUUAGAAGUAGCUCUCUAAUGUUUUCUGUUUUUCUCUUCACCAAAAACAAAAUAAAAACACCACUAAAAUAAAACACCCAACUACCUACCUUAUUUUAAAGGAAAGAUUCAUUUUUUUCCCAUAUUAGCUUUUCCCGUUUCUUUUCCCGGUACUGAUGUGAUUAUUGGUUGUUGUUAAAAUGCUCCAAGAUGGAACUUUUGACCACACAGGCAUGUAUUCUGUUUUACCCUAAGAUUUUGGUGAGCAAAAAGGGUAGAGGAUUUGCAAUAAUUCCACAGAUACCUUUUCUAGUACACUUAUAUUAGAAUGCAUAUGUUUUUAAAAUACUAGUGUAACUAGAUAAUAUAUAAUGUACAGUAUAAAGAGGAAUAUUGUGCUUUUGAAAAACAUGUACUUUUUUCUUUACCUAUUAGUACAUCUAAAAUUACAUACUGGACGUUUAUAUGUAUAGAUAUUGGCCAACUCAUAAUGAAACUGUAUAGGAAGUUGCAAGUAAAAAUAAGUAACUCUUGUGUACCUAUAAUCACCCAAAUUGAAAUGAAAUUUUAAUCAGCCAACUAUAAAUUUGGAUUGACAUACCUUUUGUUAGUAGCUAACGUUAAGAAAUGACCUUAAAAAUAAGAAAACGUAAUGAUCUAUAUUUAUCAUUAGCUUAUACAAAUUUAAAUUUCUAAUGGUGAUGGUCUCUUGGAAAGCAUAGAUGAUUUGUGUGAAAAGACAUUUAGCAUGCUUUGAAAAGAAAUUCAGCUUUUAUAUUUUUUUCCAUUAGAAUACUGCAAAAUCCAUAUAUCUUUUUAGAAAGUGUAUGCCCUCACAGUCUUUGCCUGGAAGAGAAGAUUGAAGAGGUCUGCUGUUCUUGGAGCGUAUCAAUAUUUUCCUUUUAGUUCUGAGAGUAGGGAGUCAUACCUGAGAAAUCAUGAAACAGAUUUCCAUUGUCAGCCAGUUAACUCUACUGUAGUUCUUUCAGGAAUUGUAAAUACCUUCUAAAAUAAUUGAAUAAGCUGUUCUCAGAGAUAUAAAUACCAUGUCUUUCAUGUUCUGACUGCAGUACUUUAUUAUUUAAAAAUUUAGAAGUGGCAGAUGAAAAUAUUUAUUGGUGCUGAUAAGAUGCAUAGUAAAUUUAAUAUGAGAAGUAUAUUUAUAGAGCUUAAUGAAUCACAAAAUUAGUAUGUUCGUGUCAGGCAACUGAGUUGGGUUUUGUGCAAGCUAACAUAUUGACCAAAUUUGGUCUGGUGACAGAACUGUUAAUAGGGAGGUAAUGUGUAGAUAUAUAGAUAGAUAUCAGUCAAAUGCCUUAUGCUGUAUACAUUCCUGUCAAAUGAGAACCUUGAGCAAAAGCAAAGCCAACUGUAGACCCCCUAAAGAGCUUUACGGACAUAUUUAUACUUCAUAUAGUAGCAGUAACUACCUUAAAGUUAUGUACCUGGGAGGUCCGCAGUGCCAACCUCUGCCUUAGCAAUGAGAGCCAGAGGUGGUCCCUUUCCCGAAGAUUGUUUUUGGUUUUCUCAGACAUACCACUUCUAGGCACAUUUUCUUCCCUCCUUUCUCUUUACCUCCUUGGUCUUGAUCCUGCCACCUUACUCUUCUAAGUUACUGGGAUACAAACUGAUACACUAAGCAAGGCAUAUAUUUAUUUUGUUUGAAUGGCAGAAAUGCUCUAUAUCGAUCUAUUUAUAUAAGAAUAUAUAUUAAAGCAUAUCUAUAUAUCUGUAUGCUGUAACUUUCAGUAUUCCGAAGUUAGCACACCUAACUGGGUUUGUAAUUCUUGUGCCACUACUUGAAAGAAACCAACCAGCCGGUUCCCAGGGAGUGCAGGAAGUCUAGUUGUGUUCCGUCUGCGCCCUCUUUUGGCUAAUUGGUAUAAUUAUCCUGGCUCUAGAGAUGUACUACCUUGCAAUUCGUUGUAUAGCCUAAUUCUGAACAUGUCAGAGCUUAGGGGGAGUGUAUGUACAAAAAUGUAAGAGUCUAUGAAAAUCAGUCUGUUCCAGUUUAUGAUGGCAAUGUCUAGCUCAUAUAAAUGUGAUAACUACCUUGCUUCAUUAUGUAUAUUCUUAUAUUUUUUUAUUCUCAAUUAGAAAUUUCUGUCAGAUCAGGAUAAACAAAUGUAAACUGUUUCAUGAAUUUUAUUUUAAAUCUUACUUGGGCAGAUUAAGUCCUUAGGAUUGGGAAAGCCAUUACCUAAAAUGACCAAUUUAUUACAAAACACAGAAACUUACUGUAGUUACAUUGGCAAGCAAAUACCUAAUGUGUUUUAAUCAAUAUCGAAAAAAGAUACAUUUAUUUUUUUUAUUUCAGUUUUGGAAUGACUUUUUUUAUUGAUUCUACUGCAUUAAAAAUGAGAGAUUAAUAAUUCUUUCUAUA